ACCCCGAAUUAUAGAAUGUUAAAACAUUAAAACUAAUUAAAAUCCUAUUGAAAUCCUAUGCCAGUCCUGCGCGAACAAACAAAUAGGUCUUCAGCUCUCGGCGGAAAGUCCAAAGUCCAGAGUCCAGGGGGAAGUUCGUUCCAAAGGGUGGGAGCCCCCACAGAGAAGACCCUCCCCCUGGGGGCCGCCAACCGACAUUGCUUGGCGGACGGCACCCUAAGGAAUCCCUCUGUGCAAGCGUGCAGGUCGGUGGGAGGUAUUCGGCAACAGCAGGCGGUCCCGUAAGUACCCUGGCCCUAAGCCAUGGAGCGCUUUAAAGGUAGUCACCAACACCUUGAAGUGCACCCGAAAGAUCACAGGUAGCCAGUGCAGACUGCGCAGGAGAGGUGUUACAUGGGAGCAACGUGUGGCUCCCACUAUCACCCGCGCAGCUGCAUUCUGAACCAACUGGAGCCUCCGGGUACUCUUCAAGGGGAGCCCCAUGUAGAGAGCAUUAGGAGAAACCCUUCCAUACUUCCACCUCUCACAAUACUAGACAACACAGUAUCAACAGUAGAAACCUUUAAAUUUCUAGGUUCUAUCAUAUCGCAAGAUCUAAAAUGGACAGCUAACAUCAAAAACAUCACACAGAAUUCUCGGCUCAGGCUGCAAUUGCCCGCCCCCCAGGGCAGCUGGAUCCAAGUGGCUGACAAAACACAGAUUUCUAGCAAUAAUCUCCUAGCAGGUGGGGAGGGUGGGGCACCAUCCUAGUUUUCUGGCACAGCUGCUCUCUGGAGACAGGAUAUGGAGCACAUUUCCUGGGGAGAUCAAGGAAGUUCAAGGAAGCUCCUUCCAAGCCUGAAAGAGCUGCCAUGCCUCUGCACUGCCUCCUGUUGCUACUGCCCUGGCUGGGCACAGCCUCUGUGGCUGCCCAAAUCCCUGCGUGCAAGAUGAGAAUCACAGACAAGGGCCUGGCGCUGGUGAAGCAGGAGGGUCUACGCUUCGUGGAGCAGGAGCUGGAGAGCAUCUCUAUCCCUGAUCUGCAUGGCAAGCAGGGCCGGUUCCACUACAACAUCAGCAACGUGAAGGUGACUCACCUGCAGCUGAACUUCUCUGAGCUCCACUUCCAACCGGAGCAGCACCUGGCCUUCCGGAUCAACAACGGCUCCAUUGGGGUGCGAUUCCGGCGGCAGCUGCUUUACUGGUUCUUCUAUGACAUUGGCUCCAUCAAGACGUGGGCCGAGGGGGUCAACAUCCACACCCUGCUGAGGCUCUCCAGGGACCAGGGGGGGCGCCUCAAGAUCGCCAACAUGAGCUGCCACGCCUCCAUCGCCCGGAUGCACGCUGGAUUCAGUGGCACCCUCCGGAAGGUCUAUGAAUUCGUGGCCAAACUCAUCACCACAGGGAUGCGCUACCUAAUCAGUCAACAGAUCUGCCCUGCGCUCAACCAUGCUGGGCUGGUGCUACUCAACUCCCUGCUGGACACAGUGCCCGUGCGCAAUCCUGUGGACGAAUACGUGGGCAGCGACUACUCCCUACUCAAUGACCCCCAUGUCACCCCGGAGAACAUAGACCUGGAUUUCAAGGGCAUGUUCUUCCCUCUGCAAAACGAGAACGAGACCCUGCCCAACCUGGCCCCGGAGCCCCUCCUGAGGGAGACGGAGCGGAUGGUCUACAUGGGGCUCUCGGAGUACUUCUUCGACUCCGCCCUCUUCUCCUACUACCAGGCGGAGGUCCUGAAUAUGGAGUUUGCAGGGGAUGAGGUGCCAAAGGAUUUGCAAGUUUUGCUGAGAGCCUCUUUCUUCGGAAGCAUCAUGCUGUUGAACCCCGAGGUGGUGGAUGCGCCCCUGACCCUAAAGCUGCAGGUGACCGAAGCCCCUCGUUGCACCAUCCGGCCCUCCGGCACAUCCGUCUCCGUCUCAGCCCUGCUCAACAUCUUCUUGGCCCCCCUGAACCAGCCCCCAAUUCUGCUUUCCAGUCUGACUAUGGAAUCCCGCUUAAGUGCCAAGGUGGUGCUUCACCAUAAGGCUCUACGGGUGCAGCUGGAUCUCCGAAGGUUCCGGAUCUACUCCAGCCAGUCAGCCUUUGAAUCUUUGGCACUCCUCCCACUGCAAGCCCCCCUGAAGACUCUGCUGCAAAUGACCAUCAUGCCCUUCAUCAAUGAGAAGACCAUGAAAGGGGUCCAGAUCCCCCUCCCCGAAGGCAUGGACUUCACCAAGGAGGCCGUCAGGAGCCACUUGGGCUACCUCACCAUCGGAGCCGACCUGCAUUUCACCAAAGGGCUGCGAGAGGUCAUUGAGAAGCUCCGGGCGACACCGAGCCCUUCUCUGGCCUCCAGGGCUGCAUAGGAUCUCGUCCCUCACCUGGCCCCAACUUUACCUGCGUGCCUGAGUCAGGAGGGGCCCUCUGCUCACCUGACACAAGGCUCUUUGUAAGCCUCUGAGACAGCUGAAUAAAGAGCUACGCUGCCCAA
Messenger RNA from Ahaetulla prasina, 2452 nucleotides. It is a transcript of the gene PLTP, whose product is annotated as phospholipid transfer protein. Gene Ontology annotation, biological process: ceramide transport; phospholipid transport; high-density lipoprotein particle remodeling. NCBI's taxonomy places the organism in Eukaryota, Metazoa, Chordata, Lepidosauria, Squamata, Colubridae. The transcript is spliced from 16 exons. The record is from RefSeq and is a predicted model, not a curated record. Gene Ontology annotation, molecular function: phosphatidylethanolamine transfer activity; phosphatidylethanolamine binding; phosphatidylcholine intramembrane carrier activity. Bases 852 to 2327 code for a protein of 491 amino acids.